Molecule: messenger RNA, 1965 nt
Organism: Anthonomus grandis grandis
Lineage: Eukaryota; Metazoa; Arthropoda; Insecta; Coleoptera; Curculionidae
Product: facilitated trehalose transporter Tret1-like
Exons: 4
Coding region: 351-1784 (477 amino acids)
Biological process (GO): transmembrane transport
Cellular component (GO): membrane
Molecular function (GO): transmembrane transporter activity
Source: RefSeq, a predicted model, not a curated record
ACGAGUUCGAAGGUCCCUCGCCUUAUUCCAUCGUAAAUUUUCUGUAAACUGUACGCGUAAGAAAGAGAGAAAAACAUUUAUUUUAAUGUACCGGGUUUGAGUUUGCGAUUUUUUUUCUUUGUUUUUAGUGGUGGUGAUGCACCGAGAAGCAGAAGAAGAAGAAGAGUAAAUGGACUCAGUAUCGUGAGUUUGUAUAAACGGUUUCAGGUUUAGGUAAGUCCCUUUUGUAUGUAACUGGUUCCAUUCAGUAACAAAAACGAAGCAUGAGUGUGCGAUAGAAAAGAGAACGUUGCUCCAAAACAUGACGUAUUUUAACAUUAUUUAACCGUUUCGGGAGGGUGUUUUUGACCAUGGUUUUCCUCGUCCAGAGGUUUUUUAAUAAGGAAGAUGGAGGACAUUUCACUCAAUAUCUUACAGUAUUUACUGCUACGAUUACCCUGUUUACUGCGGGGAUUUAUCAGGGUUGGGGAGGUCCCUCCCUAAUGAAAAUCUUAUCGGAUGAUUUUCCCAUAGAGGUGACCGAAGAGGAGGCUUCUUAUAUGAUGAUUAUUGGGCCGCUAGGGCAUGUUGCCGGAGGUUUUUUAGCCUCGCAUUUGGCCGAUUUUAUUGGGAGGAAAUAUACGGUGUUGGCCAUUGGUUUACCCCAGCUCCUAUCGUUCAUCGUGAUCUACGUCUCCUACUACAACAUCGGCCUCCUCUACGUGGCCCGGAUCUUGGGAGGCCUGGGCGAGGGAGCCUCCCUGGCCCUCCUCCCCUGCUACAUCGCCGAAGUGGCCGAACCCUCCGUCAGAGGCUCCCUGGGCUCCUUUCCCAAUCUCCUAUUGCUCUUCGGACAAUUGUUCAUCAACCUGGUGGGCUCCUACUUGUCAAUCCACGUCACCGCCCUCAUAUGUUUGGCCUUCCCUAUUAUAUUCUGGAUCACUUUUGUGCAUAUGCCCGAGAGUCCUUACUAUUGUUUCAUGAAGGAGGAUGAGGAGGGUGCCAGAAAGUCUUUGCAGACUUUAAGACGUAAGUUGGACGUGGACAAGGAGCUGAAGCAACUCGCCUUGGACGUCAACAGGCAAAUGUCCGAAAAAGGGAGCUACGGGGAUCUCUUUAGGAUAUACGCGAACAAAAAAGCGUUUUUUCUGGUUAGCGUGACGAGGAUUAUCCAGGUUUUCACUGGGAGUAUCGCCCUGAUGUCUUAUCAGCAAGUGAUGUUGUCCCAAGCGACCGAUUUGUCCCCUAUACUCGCCUCAGUGGUCCUGAUAACGUCUGGAAUCGUUAUGGUUAUCGUUGCCUCCUUUUAUAUUGAUAAAGCCGGUAGGAAAUUGUCCUUGUUCUACUCCUCGACUUUCACUUGCUUGGCCCUGUUAUCCCAAGGGAUUUUCUUGACCGUUAGGGACUACACCCAUCUGGAUAUCUCCAAAGUGUCUUGGUUGCCCUUGCCGAUAAUGCUGCUCUAUAAUAUUGCGUUCAGGGGUGGCCUAGGGGUGGUUACCAACAUAUUUACCAGUGAAAUUUACUCGGCAAGCAUUAAAGCUAAAGCGAUGAGCUUGGGUGGACUGAUUAAUGCUAUAAGCAUGAUUAUAAGCACGAAACUGUAUCAGAUUGCCGCUGAUUAUGUGGGGUUAGCGGUGCCUUUUUAUAUAUUCGCUUUUACCACUUUCUUAGGGACGUUGUUCUUUUACUUCGUCUUGCCGGAAACCAAAGGGAAAAGUCUGGAAAGGAUCCAGCAGGAGUUGAAGUGUAAACAAGCGGUUACGGCGGCGGAGAGUAGGAUUAAUUUUUUGGAGGAAACUUAAGACUUUCUUUUUUUUUUUAAUUGACUAAUAGUAAUAAAGACUAUUAUAUAUUUGGUUUAUUUAUUAACCUACUAUAUCUGUGAUUUAUUCUUAUAUACUAUUGAAACAAUAGGGUUUAUUAAUGUGUAUAGUUUAUGGGUAUUUUUUACGUUUUAAGGUAAUAAAACACGUUCGUUUUUCC